AUGAGCUGGGGGCGCUCGCGCACGGCAGCGGCGGCGGCGUGGGAGGCCGCGGUCCUCGCCGAGUCCGCGCGCCUGGCGGCGGAAGCCGCCGCGCAGCUGCAGCUCGACCCUACCCCCGCCGCCGACGGCCGCGGGGCCGCGGCGGCAGCGGCCGGCGGCGGCGGCGGCGGAGGGCCUGAGCGGCGCCUGUGGGUCGACAAGUAUGCGCCCGCCGGUUUCACGCAGCUGCUAAGCGAUGAGUGGGUCAACCGGGAGGUCGCCAAGUGGACGAGAUCCUGGCUGCCCGGCUUCCGCCCAGAUCCCGCUGACGAGGACGACGCCGGCGGCGGCGGCGGCAGAGGCGGAGGCGGGGCGUUUGGCACGGGGCAGAAGCGGAAGUGGGGCGCGGGCGGCGGCGGAGGGGGGCGGGGGCGGCGGAGGAGGGCGGUCACGCGGCAGGAGGCGCCGGUGCUUCUGAUCUGCGGGCCCCCUGGCGCCGGCAAGACCACGUUGGCGCACGUCGUGGCGGGCCACUGCGGCUUCCGCGUGGUGGAGAUCAACGCCUCGGACGACAGGAGCGCUGCGGCGCUGGUGCGGCGUGUGCAGGACGCGGCCCAGAUGCAGCCGCUGCUGGACGCCCAGAGGCGGCCCAACUGCGUCGUGGUGGACGAGAUCGACGGCGCCACGGGUGGCAGCGAGGGCCACGGUGCGGUGGCGGCGCUGGUGAAGCUUGUGGCGGGCGGGGGCGGCGGCGGCGGCGACAAGGGGGGCGAGGCCUUAUAA
Monoraphidium neglectum is the source of this 762-nucleotide messenger RNA. RefSeq names its product Chromosome transmission fidelity protein 18. Gene Ontology annotation, molecular function: ATP hydrolysis activity; ATP binding. The coding region runs from base 1 to 762 and encodes 253 amino acids. The record is from RefSeq and is a predicted model, not a curated record. The transcript has 6 exons. Lineage: Eukaryota; Viridiplantae; Chlorophyta; Chlorophyceae; Sphaeropleales; Selenastraceae.